AUGAGUCCAUUUGAAGCUCUAUAUGGAAUACCCCCUCCCCAACUGGCACUAGGACCUUACACUCAUCCCAAGGUGGCCACUGUAGAAGACCAUUUGAAAGACAGGCAGAAACUGGAUGAGCUACUUAAAAGGAAUCUACAGGAGGCUCAAGACAGAAUGAAACUGUAUGCUGACCAAAAGAGGAGUGCGAGAACCUUCAGUGUAGGAGACUGGGUGUACUUGAAGUUGCAGCCUCACAGACAGACUACUGUGGAGCUCAGGGGAAACACCAAGUUGUCUGCCAAAUAUUUUGGACCUUAUCAAGUGAUACAGAAGAUAAGGAAGAUAGCAUACAAGCUUAAGCUGCCUGAAGGAUCCAAAAUACAUCAUGUCUUCCAUGUGUCCUUGUUAAAGAAGAAGGUGGGAAACAAUACAACUCCUGUACUCCAGCUGCCAAAUGUGGACGAAAAGGGACAUCUUAGAGUUGAACCAAUGGCUGUACUAGAUCGAAGAAUUGUCAAGAAGAAGAAUGUUGCAGCUGUGCCAUGGCUCAUUCACUGGUGGGAUACUACACCAGCUGAAGCUAUGUGGGAAGAUGCUGAACGAAUUGAAAGGGAAUUCCCUGAGUUUGAAUCUUGA
Messenger RNA from Coffea eugenioides, 618 nucleotides. RefSeq lists its product as uncharacterized. The record is from RefSeq and is a predicted model, not a curated record. Bases 1 to 618 code for a protein of 205 amino acids. The transcript has a single exon. NCBI's taxonomy places the organism in Eukaryota, Viridiplantae, Streptophyta, Magnoliopsida, Gentianales, Rubiaceae.